Macrobrachium nipponense is the source of this 1818-nucleotide messenger RNA. RefSeq lists its product as uncharacterized. Gene Ontology annotation, cellular component: MLL3/4 complex. NCBI's taxonomy places the organism in Eukaryota, Metazoa, Arthropoda, Malacostraca, Decapoda, Palaemonidae. Bases 127 to 1818 code for a protein of 563 amino acids. The transcript is spliced from 11 exons. Gene Ontology annotation, biological process: positive regulation of transcription by RNA polymerase II. The record is from RefSeq and is a predicted model, not a curated record. Gene Ontology annotation, molecular function: transcription coactivator activity; histone H3K4 methyltransferase activity; histone binding.
GGAUGGCUCCCCAGACGACAAGCUUGACAAAGGACAACCAAUGGGAGUGAAUUGUCCUCAUGUGGCUCAUCCGUAGGUCCCAAAUCUUUAUUAUCUAGUAGCCUUGGAGGUGGAAUAGAGGAAAAGAUGGAGGUUGAUUCACCCAUGCUUUUGCCCUCUUUGGCUUCCUUGCCUUCCACCUCCUCUGUCACCAUCACCAAAGCCUCUGCAUCACAGCUAAGAUCUUCACACUCACCAUCAUCAUCGCCUCCUCCUCCUCCACCCCCUCCUCCGCCAUCAUCGUCAUCAGCUGUAUCUACGCACUCGUCUGUAGUAUUUACUUCUGUCAGCACUUCUUCAUCGUCCACCUCACAUGAUGUUAUGUCUAAUAUCAAUAAUGGUUUGUUAGGCCCUGACAUGAUGCCUACUAUUCCAUUAGUUCCUGUCCAAGUCCCCACUGGGCGAGGUGGAGUUGUAACCAUUCCCAAAGCUCGGGGUCGUCCAAAAGGAAUGCCAUUUUAUACGCCCAGAGGUGGUUUUCAGAUUAGGAAAGGAAUGAAGUUCAAAAGAAUUGGAAUGCGAGGAAGGGGUGGGCGUCGACUUGUUCACAGUAUGUCAUUAGAGGAAAGAGGUGCUAUUGGUGGAGAUGAUUCACCAUUGCCCCUUGAUGAAGAGGCAUAUGCCCAAGAUGACAUGAUUAUUACUCCAUCUUAUCAAGAAAAAUGGCCGGGACGUUUUUGUGCAUUGUGCAACCUGGGGGAACAAAGCCAGCUUGGUCAGGGUGACCUGAUAAGGCAUGAACCAACCCCAGGGUUUGUGCUUCCGGAGAAGUUUGAAGUAGCAGAAACAGAAAUAGAGGAGUGUCCUUCAAAGAAGUUUAAGCUUAAUCACCCAACACAUCCUACUUUCUUAAAAGACAAAGGAAAAUCACCCCGAAAGCAAAUUGGAGAUCUGAUAUUGCCAGAACCAGUAGAUGAGAUAUCGCUGGUUGGUCAUCAGGAGCAGCCCUCUGUUGGUUAUUUGUUUGAGUCUGGAGGUCAUUGCUUGGUACAUUAUAUGUGUGCUUUAUGGUCAGCAAAUGUAGAAUUAACCAGUGAUGACAUUAUAAACAAAGUGGAUGUAGCAGUUGUUACUGGUGCCAGCCAGAGGUGUGCAUAUUGUAAGAAAUUUGGAGCAACUAUUCCAUGCAAGGUACCAGGAUGUCCCAAGUUCUAUCAUUUUCCAUGUGCUAUGUAUGAUGGUGCACCCAUGGAUCUAAAGAGUGUUGCAAUGGUGUGUCCUUCCCACGCUGACCGAAGCAGAGAUAUCUUAAUGGAUAUGGCAUGCAUAAUUUGUGAACAUUCAUCACCUGAAAGUUCGCUAAUUUUCUGCUCAAAUUGUGGCAACCAUUAUCAUGGCAUGUGUCUUAAGCCACCACUAACAGCUGUGCCAGCAGUGAGAACUGGCUGGCAGUGUCCACAUUGCAAGAUGUGUCAGUUCGGCGUCAUCGCAAAAUUCAAUGAUGUCACUGCGUGUACCAGUCAAACGUUGGAGGAUACGGGACUUGUGACUGAUCCUCGUGCCAAGAGGAGAAGAGUAAAUUCUUCUUCAUCUUCGAGCCAGGACCAUCACAUCCCUUUCAGCAACAAAGUGAAGAAGGCAGUGGCUGGAGAUUAUCCCAAAUUAACACCAAGACUACCCUUGAUAUACUCUUUGAGAACUUCCAAUAUGACUAUCAUAAAGCAGCUUAACCAGAGCUAUAUUAUAUUUUCUAGGUAUCACAUGCCAAUGUCACAAGUAUUCUACUAUCAAAUGUGCUGCACAGACACUAAGUCUCAUUUGGGAAAGUUAAGUUUUUGA